AUGGAAUAUAAUCUAGAAAAAAAUGAUCAGCUCGAGUAUCCUCAAAUUGUUACCGAAUCGAAUAAAAUUAUUAAAUCAAAACCAAAUUUAACUGACGAAUAUCAAAAGUUAAUGAAAAAUAUAAAAAAUGAUAAAAACAUUAUUAAUUCUACUGAAUCAUUAUACUCAGAUGUUGCAAUGGUAUAUCCAAUAAAUUCUUGGACAUUUUGGUAUACAAAUCCUUCAAAAACGAGGUAUCCGUGGGAAGAAUCAUUGACCAAAAUUGAAACUGUUCACGAUAUUACUCAUUUAUGGAAAGUUAUCAGCCAUAUCAUUAAACCAUCAGCAAAAUUUGUAAACACAUGUUUAUUUGUGUUCAAUGAAAAAAGCAUACCCGCAUGGGAACACAAAAGUAACGAAAAUGCAGGGCGUUGGGUAAUCGUAUUGAAAGAUAACCACAAUUUACAUAAUAUAUGGAAUAAUAUGGUGCUACAAGUAGUUGGUGACAAAUUUGCAGCUGUUAUAACUGAUAUAAAUGGUAUAGGAUUGCACAUUAAACCAGUGUGUUCCAAGAUAACAGUAUGGACUACAAAAAUAACCUUAAAUAAUUACAAAAGAAUACUAAAUAUUGGAGUGAUGAGCAGACAAACCAUUGGAAAAAUGACAAAACGCAUGUAUUAUUUAAUGCAUAACCAGUCACUUGUUUAA
Molecule: messenger RNA, 687 nt
Organism: Melanaphis sacchari
Lineage: Eukaryota; Metazoa; Arthropoda; Insecta; Hemiptera; Aphididae
Product: eukaryotic translation initiation factor 4E1-like
Exons: 5
Coding region: 1-687 (228 amino acids)
Biological process (GO): translational initiation
Cellular component (GO): eukaryotic translation initiation factor 4F complex
Molecular function (GO): translation initiation factor activity; RNA 7-methylguanosine cap binding
Source: RefSeq, a predicted model, not a curated record